Molecule: messenger RNA, 964 nt
Organism: Raphanus sativus (radish)
Lineage: Eukaryota; Viridiplantae; Streptophyta; Magnoliopsida; Brassicales; Brassicaceae
Product: CASP-like protein 4B1
Exons: 3
Coding region: 202-777 (191 amino acids)
Source: RefSeq, a predicted model, not a curated record
GUCAACCACAUUCAUUACCAUAAUCACUCCCGCCAUUACACGACCCCAACAACCUUAACUACAUGUCCUAAAACCGAAUUUAUAGUUUACUUUCCUUCCAAGUUUGUUAUUCCUUCCCCCGAUUCCCCGCAUUUAAACGAGGUGAAAACCAUAACCGAUUCCGAUCGAGAAGUUUUUUUUUUCUCUUGAGAUCGAAUCGGCAUGACGAAUCCCGACAAACAGAAUCCGGUCGAAGCUCCCGACGUCGAGGCAGCGCCGGCGGCGAAGACGGAGACGACGCAGGGAUCCGGAACGUCGUCGUUUUCUGCGAUUACUCAGAGAUGGAAGAGGGAGGAUUUGGUAAAGAAAGCGUCUCCGAUCGCGAGAGGGUUGUGUCUUCUGUUCUCUCUCCUCGCUUUCAUCAUCAUGGUCUCUAACAAACAUGGAUACGGUAGAAACUUCGACGACUACGAAGAGUACAAAUAUGUUUUAGCUAUUGCGAUCAUCUCGACGGUGUACACUGCGUGGCAAACGUUUGUACAUCUCUCGAAGAGAGAGUUCUUUGAUCGCCGGACUUCCAUGUUGGUCGAUUUUUCCGGUGAUCAGAUUGUGGCUUAUCUUCUCAUAUCAGCUGCAUCGUCUGCGAUACCAUUGACCAACAGAUUCAGAGAAGGUCAAGAUAACAUAUUCACUGAUUCUGCUGCUUCAGCAAUCAGCAUGACUGUCUUCGCCUUCGUCUCUCUAGCUCUCUCUGGUCUCUUCUCCGGUUACAAACUCUCCACUCAUUCUUUUAUCUGAAUCUGGUUAUAAACCUAAUUAUGUGCUUUUCAAUCGUUUAUUUUAUACCGUGUUGAUGUUUGAGAGAUCCGUGUAAAAUGUCAUUCAUUCUUUAACUUCCUGUUAUGUUGGAUCUGUGACUGUUUGAUGAUACAUUGUACGAAGUGAAAACAUUGAUUGGCUUAAUAUCAUUUUUCUAUUUCUAUGG